AAUGCGCAUGUCUUUCCCGUGUUUCCCGCGCUGCAUUCCCUUCCUCCUCCACACCUGGGGCGGCCGAGUGACCCUCUUCCGUGACCCCAGCGUGUGACCCGUGGCAUUGGGAGGUGUAGGAACUCUAACAGGGAGAGAGAUAAAGAGGGUUGAUUCAGUUCCUUGAGUGAGCCUGUCCCACCAGCUCGAUCCUCAACCCUCCGCCUCUCUCCGACUGAACUUUAUUGAUCUUUAACCUGAUUCCGCCGAUUCCCUCCACCCCUCCUCCUCCCCGUAUACUCCCUGCGACGCCGCUCAAGGUGUGGGCAGCGACAAGCACAAGAACAACAAGACGUAAAGACAAGGACAAACAAUCCGUGAUAGUAUAAACUAUCAGCGUACGUGUAUUUGAGUAUAUAUGUGUAUGUGUGUGUGUUGACGUCAUCGCAUCAGAUCUCCAAGCUGUAUUUGCGUCCCUUAACUAAACGCUGUACCUCCGUAUAUCGCGAUCACAUCACUGACUGAGAUCACCACGUACCUACCGGGAGGGCAGUGCGAUUGUGUAUAUCAGAUUACAUUAGUCUUGGAAACCUUGAUCAAUGCGGAACUUGAGGAACAGGAACAUAAGAAGCCUACAGCACCGACAAACCAUAAGUGUAAGAGACAGGCAGAACAGAACCUUAGGACAAAGUUAGCAAGAAUAGCAACUGGUUUAAGGAUAAUCUGUGCUUAAAAGAACUAGAAAGAGAUUAUAACAACCAGACCACGAUUAUAAGAGGGCCACAAAGAUAGAGUUAGCAAUAGAGGCGACAGCUCCCAGGAUAAUCGAUUCUUAUAUGACCCUAAAGACGUAAUAACUUGAAAGAGAACACAAGAACCAGACCACGACUGUUCAAAAAACUCUCCCAAGGACAAAAUCUUAGGAUAAUCUGUUCCUACUCGGCUUAAAUACAAAAUAACCAGUAAAAGAACACCAGAAACCAAACCACAAGAAAGAAAACAUUACCCAAGAACAUAGUCAGCAUUAGCAGCAUCAGACCCAAGGAUAAACUGCCCCGCCAAGACCUCUACACCUUAGCAUAGAGGAAAAGAAUGUUCAGAGGUACUCGCGGCCUACGUCCACCCCCGAACCUUCCUCAGCCCGCGCCCGCCACCAGCUGUGAGGCCGCGCGGCGCCUUCCACCCACACUCACGCCCACGCCCACCGGCACUCCACCCCUGCACGCCAUGUGAAAGAUAAGGAAAACUUCUUUGGUGCUUCGAAACUUCACAUGCAGCUUAGCGCGAGGAGGAUCAGCGGAAGGAGAGAGAGGAGAUAAAAGUCAACAGUACGACCCUUAGCCCCUGGGUGCAGGGCAGCAUGCAUGCCCUAAGAGGUUCCCUGCCGAAUCGCCGGCCGCUGGCCUUGUGGACGACUAGCGAGUUUCACCGACGUGAGGGGGCGCGGCCUGCAGCAGGUGAACGAGGGCGGCGAGGUGGGCGCAGCGUGAUGGAGGUGCUGCGGGCUUGGUUCGGGCGUGCAGGCGUGGGUGCAUGGCGUGCCCGGCGCCAGGUGGUGUGGGGCACGUGUGUGUUGGUGAUGGUGGGUGUGGUGUACCUGCAAUAUGCCCCCACGGGCCUGCUGGACCACCCAUCGGCCCCACGCCACCGGGCCCUCAACACCCUGUACUCCCCACAUGAGCAGCACGGUGAAGUGGGACAACAGCCAUCAGAGCACACACAGCAGGUCCAGCGGGUCAAGUUUGUGACCGGGGGCGAUGGGCCUCAGGCAGGGCAGGAAGGGCAGGGCGAGGCUCGUGCUCGUGAUGAUGUGGACACCAACAAUGACCUCAACAAUAUUAACAGCAUCAAUGAGGAGGCUGUGCCGUCUGACCCAGCAGCUGCCCAGCACCGCCUGGCUGUGGAGAGUCUGCAGCGGCGUGUAGCCGAGCGCCGGGCACAGGAGGAACAGGGUGCAGCAGGCAAUGUGGGCGCUGGUGUGGCAAGUGCUGUAGGUGCCGUGAUGCUGCCCCAGCAGGACCUGCCUCCCGGUGGCUGGGGCGGUGGCCAGUACCGUUAUAACCCAUACGGUGAGCCUGUAUACGGCCGCACAGACCGACCCAACUACAUCCCAUCACACCGUGUUGUGCACCUUGACCUGAAGGGCGCCCCACCCAAGAUGUCUGCCCUGCUGCAGCUCAUCCCUUGGUUGGCACGACAGGGUGCCACAGCCAUCAUGCUGGAGUAUGAGGACAUGUUCCCCUGGCGCGGCCGGCUGGCCCAAGUGGCCGCUAAGAACCACUACUCCCGCAAGCAGGUGGCAGGCCUCGUAGCGGCCAUCCGCAGUCAUGGCCUCGAGGUUAUUCCUCUGGUGCAGACCUUUGGCCACCUGGAGUUUGCUCUAAAGCAUGAGCGAUUCGCUCACCUGCGAGAGGUGCCUGAGCUGCCCCAGGCACUGUGCCCGUCACUCAAUGAGUCCCUGUGGCUGGUCCGGGCCUUGGUGGACCAGACCAUGGCUCUGCAUCCUGGGGCUCGCUUCCUACACAUCGGCUGUGAUGAAGUGUUCCAGCUUGGUGAGUGUGAGCGGUGCCGGCAGGUGGUGCGUGAGACGCUCUUCUUGCAGCACGUGAAGGCCGUGGCGCGCUACGUGCAGCAAAAGUAUGCUGCCGUGCCCCUCAUUUGGGACGACAUGCUGCGCCAUAUCUCAGAGUCCACCAUGCAGGAGGCACAGCUGGGCCAGCUGGUGGAGCCCAUGGUGUGGGUGUAUGCCGAAGAUGUGUACAGAUUUGUGCAACCCUCCGUGUGGAGCAAGUUUGCACAAGUCUUCCCGCGGGUCUGGGCAGCAUCUGCCUUCAAGGGCGCCUUCGGGGAGCAGCUGACAGUGCCCAAUGUGCGGCGCCACCUAGACAACAACCUCAACUGGCUGGACGUGAUGGCUGCCGAGUCUGCCAAAUUCACAGGUGGCUUCCGCGGCCUGGUGCUGACAGGCUGGCAGCGGUACGAUCACUUUGGCGUGCUGUGUGAGCUGAUGCCUGCUGCCCUGCCUUCUCUGUCUGUGAACCUGCUGGCCGCCUCCCAUGGCUACUUCAACGCCAGCGUGCAGGGCCAACUGUACCGUGCACUGAACUGCAUGCAGACGCCCAAGUACCAGACGUGGCUCAACCUGGACUCUGACCCCUUUCUGUGGGACAAGUUCUCAUGGUGUUUCUUCCCUGGAGCUCAGGUGUUUAAGAUGACAGCUCGCCUGGAUGCCACCCGGCGGGAUGUGGACUCCUACAUGGACCGUAUCAACCGCGUCCGAGGCUGGAUCACCGAAUACAACCGCCGCCACAACUACACGUCGCCUAUGCGUGUGGACGAGGACCUAGAGGAGCUGCCAGCACGCCUGCACUCAGUCACGCUGCUGCUCAAGACUGCCCGCGAGGCCUUGGCGGAGUGGUUCGAUGACUGGACAGUCGGAGAGUGGCUGGAGCUACACAUCUGGCCACUGCUCAACCGCCUCCAGACCAUCCAGCGUGAGGCUGAGAGCAUGAAGGCCAGGAAGUACUGGCCGGCAAGGCCCCUUCCACUGCUGCCUGAGCUGGCUGCCUUCGGAGUGUCAGAGCCCAGCCCUGUUGACAGCCCAGGCCGGCAGGAGUCUGAUGGAGGAGGAGGAAGAGCGUAGACAAGUGCUGGUGUUGUGAACCAGCUGCCCCGCCCCGCCCCGCACGCCCCGACCUGCAAUGUUUUGCCGGCAGGGCCAGCGCGGAAUGGUUUAGGGGGAGUCCAUCUUACCCUUCAUACUGGAGGACCCGGACUCCCCCUCACCCAGACCCACUCACACCAGUAUUUAUUGUGAGAGAGAGAGAGAGAGAGAGAGAGAGAGAGAGAGAGAGAGAGAGAGAGAGAAAGAGAGAGAGAGAGAGAGAGAGAAUCCUUUCCUCAUUUGAAAAGCUUAUCACACUAGUUCGCAUGUUUGUAAAUAUACCUUGAAUAGUCUUUAAAUGUACGUACACGACACUUAAUUAACAACUGUCUUUCACAGGUAUAUAUGAACACCGUUUAUUUGUUAUACAUUCAAAGCCACACCUGUUUAGUGUAGACGUGUACAGGCAAAAAAAAAAUAUGGCAAUCGUUCAUGUGGGUAUGUAUGCAUGUCAGUCAGCUGGUAUUCUGUAUCAUUAGAGUGUAUCGAUCAUGUACUGCACACGUAUUAGUCAUGUCAAUCAGGUGGUGAGUGUGUAGCCGUUUGUGUGUGUGUGUGUGUGUGAGUGUGUGUGUAAGUUUAUGGCCGCGUUAAAAAGCUUCUACUUGUUAUGUUAAUUUCUAUUUUUUCCUCUGUCAUAGCUCAGGUUGUGUUAAGAAAUAGAUGAUAAUAUAUUUGUGUGUGUGUGUGUGUGUGUGUGUGUGUGUGUGUGUGUGUGUGUGUGUGUUUAAAAUUGUGUGUUUGCAUGUGUUCAGUCACUACAACAUGGAAAGUCUGUCAGUCAAUUUUUAUACAAUGGAUUUCUCGCUCUCUGUUCUCCGUUUUGGUGUUUCUGUGCAACCCAAGCGUCAUCCAUCCUGCUGUCCUCCAAACGACGCCAUGCCACGCCACCCACACGGGGAAAGUCGCCAGAGAGAUAAUUAUGUGCUUGUGUAAAGGUUGUUCUUGUGUAUCAGUUGACAACCCUAUCAAGACUGAGGUGUGUUCAACUUUAAAGGAAAUUUGUCUCCUUACAUAUUUAGUAGUAGUAGCAGCAGUAUUAACAGUAGUAGCAGUAGUGAUAAAAGUAAUAAUAAUAGUAUGCUGGUAGUUUUUAUUAUACUACUACUAUUACAGCUGCUCCUCCUUUUCUUCCUCCCUCCUCCCACUACUAAUACUACUACCCUUACUACUACUGCUGUUACUACUACUUUUCAAGAGGACGACAACUACAACUACUACUACUACUACUACUACUACUACUACUACUACUACUACUAACUCCCUUGAAAUAUAGUAUCCAUGUUAACACCUGAAUUAAAGCAUUGAAAAAUUUUACCUUUACUCAAGUACAUAUACAGGUUGUUUAAACUUGAUGGUAAUUAAAUGGACGUUUCUGUACGGGGUGGCCCAUCUUCAUGUUUAUCUAAUGCAUAACUGUUAUUGUUAUUAUGAUUGUUAUAAUGAUUCUUAUUAUUAUUCUUAACAUUAUUUUUAUUAUGUUGAUCAUUGUUAUUUGGCAAGAAAAAGUGACUUGCAGACAAUCCUUUGAUGCUCACCAUCUUAUGCAAACAAAAAUCAAUGAUAUGAAGGAUAGAAAUCAAAGAGAGUGUUAAUCAAGACUAACUUGGUUGGUCUAAUUAAAAAUGUCACUUGUCAAAAAAAGGUCAAUAUUAAAUUAUGCUUCAGUUUGUAAUUCCUCUUGAAGAAUGACACCAACACAGUGGCAAUUUUCUAUCUAAUCUAUUAAGUUUGUUUGCUGAGGAAGUUACCGAACAUGGUGGCAUGGAGGAAAUGAUGCUUUAGACCAGCCCUAGCUAAUGACAUUCAUGGGAAGUAGCAUUAAUGUUCAAGAAGAGGUAGUCAGACGUAAGGGCGCAGGUCAAAAUUUUAUAAGUAACUAGUUAAGCAUGUGUAAAGGGAUAUAUCACCUGUACUAUGGAAGCAUUGAAAGUAAAUGAGUGAUGCCUGGUAGGGUAGUCAGUCUCCCAGGUGUCCAUCAGUCCGGCAGUCAGUCAGUGUGUUGAGUUUACAGUGAUAGCGAGGCUGUUAUUACUGUUGGUGGGCUGCCACUCUAACUAGCCGAGGUAAUGUAGUGCCGCGUGCAUGAUUUGAUACUUACUUGUAGAGGAUUGGGGCAGGUAAUGGCGGUAGCAGAACUGUAGAGUGUAGACUAAGCCAUUAUAUCCCUUGACAUGAAGAGUAACCUCGACCUAGCGUCAUUUUGCGUGGGUAGUCAUGACUAAUUUGUGAAUCAUGGUACAGUCAGUCGACUCUGUUUUACGUUCCACUUGAGUGUUGCUGUUCCUAUAGGGUGUGGGGCGAGCUGCACAGAGCCUGGAGGGAGGAGGUAGGCAAGGCUGUCUUGAUGUGAAGUCCUGAGUGCAGAGUCAUGGUUACGUCACAACUGGAGGAGUGAGUGUAAUCCAGAACCAGUUGUCUAGAGAUGGUGAAAGAGAAGCCAUGUAAGUCUAUUGCAUCACUGCUUUCAUCAUCAUCAUUGUUCUUGAUGGUGUUCAUUGAAGGUGAGGCUUUAAUAAUAAUGAUAAUGACUACAGUAUGGGCACAACAUAUUCAUGUGACUCUUCACACAUCUAACAGCUGAUAUGGACUACCACAUGGUAUUCCCUUCAGCUGUGAUGUUAUCAUAAGCCCAAUUCAGAUUAAGACAGCCUUAGUAGAGUCUGCUGCGCCUUAGAGCCUUGCAUUGUAAAGAUAAAUUAUGAAAUUAAAUAAAAAUGCUUCAGCUUGUUUUCGAGACAGACACGUGGGGUGAGACUGUAUCGGCCCACUUAGGUGGUAGAUUCAGAGGGGUCCUGUACGGGUACCUCUUGCUUUACCCGAGAUAUGUUUUUCUGACGAAAGCUAUGCAAGAAAACUGAUUUAUCUUGCCUUGGACAUUCUGAUUACACUAAUAUGAACGAAACCUCCAACGUUUAAUGAAAGUCGUGUUGUGGUAUUGUCUGAAGAUUAAGCAUCAUCAGGCAUUAUAUCAGGCUGAGCACAAGUCUGGAUGAAAACUUAUGGCUGGAGGCUCAGGUCUUAUCUACUCGACUGGUUAGAGCAUGUAGGAAGCCAUGUCAAGCUCACAACUGUCGCUAUGACACAUGGAAAACAUCAAAUGGUCAAUCCUUUUGUAUGUUUCUCAGAAUUUCAUGCCAUGAUUUGUUUUUCAUCAUACCACCAUUUAUUCUUUUGGGAAAUGGUUGUAAUUACAUGAAAUCCUAGCUUCUUGUAAUUAUGCGAAAUUCUUUUUAUGCGUCUUCUUCAGAAACAUAACGCGAGUAAAACGAGAGCUACCCUUCCUUCCUCAGUACUGUGUACGAGGACCUUUGAAGGAAAGCUUUGUGUCUGUGUGCCUGGCAAGGAGGAGGUGCAGUGAGCGAUACAGACACAGCUGCCACCUCCAUUAUAGGGGAGUUCAUGUGCUAGGCGGUGACUCUUUUAUUUUUGUAUUAUUUAUAUAUUUGUGAGGCUAAUUGAUGAUGGCUUAUUGCUGUCUUAGGGUCUCGGGGGCGAAGACGUCGCACUGCGAGCUAACCACUGUAUCUGAUCUUUGUUCUGUGGUGUGUACAGCAUUCUUCACUAUGAAUAAAAAAAUAGCCUGUU
This is a messenger RNA of Eriocheir sinensis (Chinese mitten crab), 7231 nucleotides long. Its product is annotated as hexosaminidase D-like. Gene Ontology annotation, biological process: carbohydrate metabolic process. Gene Ontology annotation, molecular function: hexosaminidase activity. Lineage: Eukaryota; Metazoa; Arthropoda; Malacostraca; Decapoda; Varunidae. The record is from RefSeq and is a predicted model, not a curated record. The transcript has 6 exons. Bases 1340 to 3622 code for a protein of 760 amino acids.